Molecule: messenger RNA, 4565 nt
Organism: Abrus precatorius (Indian licorice)
Lineage: Eukaryota; Viridiplantae; Streptophyta; Magnoliopsida; Fabales; Fabaceae
Exons: 7
Coding region: 281-1243 (320 amino acids)
Source: RefSeq, a predicted model, not a curated record
CCCAACCUCCUCAGACAAAAAGCGUUCUAUUGAAAUUAGAGCCAAACCCAAAACCAAAACCAAAAGCAAAACCGGUUCCAUUUCUGAACACUCAAGCUUAGGGUGGGCGAUCACUAUUCACCACUGCACAAAACCCUCUAAUCUUUAGAAAAAGAAAAAAAAUCAUUGGUCAUCGAAUAACAAUACAAAACGAAAUCACAAAUUGGCGGUGUAAGCUUCGAUCUUAGAUUAAAGUAGGAGUUAGGAGGCUUUACGUGCAGUGCAAUGUUGGAAUGAGGAGAUGGCGAGAGGGAAGUUGGUUUGUUCUUACAAGAAAACCACUCUCUUAGUUUGCUUUCUCAACAUUGCCGUUGCUCUCUACGUUCUUCGCUCUCUUUAUGCUUCUCUUUAUAUCUACUCCGGUAACGUUUCCCGCAACGUUGCGUUGUAUAACCCAGAUCAGAUUCGGAAAAUGGAAGAAUCAAUCCAAAUCCGUAAAGCAUUUAAACCGGUCCAGUUAAUUAAGUGGGUGAAGGCUUUAGAAGGGGAACUUUCCAGAGAGAAUGUGGCGGUAGAGUUGCCCUCGCAUUUGAAACAGAAUAUAAUUGAUGAGAUCUUGCAGAGACUAAGGAACUUGAAUUCGAGUAGCACGGAUAUUGCUAAGGAACAAGAAGUAGUUGAGAGUUGGCGCAAGGAAAAACUGAAAGAGGUCAAGUUGGCUCUUGUGAAGGGGACUUCCAACUCAACCAUCUCCCAUGAAGAAGCUGGUAUGCUAGCAAGAGCUUUGGAGUCUGAUUGGGCUGUGGUCUGUGAAGAGAUUGGGCUCUGGAUACCUGUUCAAGUUGCAAAUGAAGAACAUGAUGACAAACCUGAGGGCGCAGAGGAGUUUGAGGAGGAGGUUCUUCCUGGCAGGCCCCUUUCACCAGAGUGCCAUGCUGAACUUCAUACAGAUUAUGAUGGCGCUGCAGUAAGAUGGGGUCUUACCCACCACAAAGAUAGUGCAGCUGAUUGUUGUCAGGCUUGCUUGGACCAUGCAAGACGUGCCAAAGAAGGCGAAAAGAAAUGUAACAUUUGGGUUUAUUGCCCAUCUGAGUUUGGGUGUCAUUCUCCAGAUAUAUAUCAGCACAAACAUCAGGAAUGCUGGCUGAAAUAUGCUGAGAAACCUCGACUAAAUUUUAAGGAUAAGUAUCCUGAAUCAUAUCGAAAUUCACACCCUUCUGCACCAGUGAUUGUUCCAUGGGUCUCUGGAGUUACUAGUUCAUGAGUCAAAUAACAAACAUCAAAGGUAACAUAAUGAUCAACCAGAGCUACCUUGUAGACUACGAGAGCGCAAAGCUAGUGCAGGCAAAGGCUUUGCAUACUACUGUUCUUCAACAUGUUUUUUUUUUUUCUUUUUUUUUUUAUGUAAAAGAAAUGAAGUGGGGAGCAAAAAGUUUUCCCAAUGGUCAUUUAGGACUUGAUUUCGAUCAAAAUACGGUUUUUGACAAACUCACCUUCUCAGUGCCAAGGAUUUUUCACCGAGGUCGGGUCUAACACUGAGGAAAGGUAACUUUUAACUGAUGAGAAAGUUGUUUUGUUGUAAGCUAUCUGAUAACAUAAUUCAUUGUAUCUGUGGGACUUAGAAUCCUACUCAUAGAAUCAUUCUUGUUCGUGAUGUUGAUGAUGAUCAUUAUCAAUCUCUGUCGCUCCGGCUUCCUUUUAUCCAUCAUAACCACCAUACUUAAUUUAUACGCGUGUAAUAAAACGUAUUUGUGCGUCACAAGUGGUAGUUAUGUUUCGAAGCUUAUUUUGUUUACACAAUCCUCGAGAUUUUCCACAUAAGAUAUGAACACUACCAAGCACAAUAGGUAAUUAACAAAUUAUAUUUUUCAUCUGUUAUUUUUAAUCUAAUAAAAACCGAUUUAGUUUUAAUAUUUGCCAAGUAUAAUCCAUAAAAGAGAGAAGUAUUUUACACGGUAAGAGUUCACCAGCGAAACCCCAAAAUUGUUUUCCAAACUACAAGGGAUCUGCUUCCAGUUUCCGGUGGACGCUUUGUCUCUAUCCGUGAAAAACGUGAUAAAGGUUAAUUUAAUUAUCGGGAAGGACUGCAUAAUUCAAUUUCUUAAAUCUCUGCAGCUCUUAAAACAUGCUGUGUUGUAAAAAUUAAAAGAAAAUUGGUAGUUUGGUACAUGCCAAAUGAUAGUGUUCUUAAGGAUUAAUUUGCCACACUAACAGAUUUUAUUAUUGUAAAAAAAAUUCAGGAUAUAAGAGGCUCUUGACAUAAAAUAAGAAAUAUAAUAGUGGAAGUUUUACUUUUAUUAACAUAACUCACGAGUAGAAAGAGGAGGAAAAAAGACGUUGGGAAAAAUGCGAGUUAAAAGAAAGGGGAAAGAGUAGAGAAAUAGUCUGUAUUAAAAAAAAAAGGUUAGACCAAGUAAAAUCGGAAGUCUAAGUUUAAAACUUAUCCAAAAAAUUUUUAAAUUAAAUACUUUUUUUGGUUUAAAAAAAUAAAACUUUUUUUUUCUAAUUUAGUCAAUGUGUGGGACAUUAGACUUUUGAAAUAUCCGCAAAAUAUUCAACGUUAUGCUGAUCGCUUGAAGUUAACUUUUUGAGGCAAAAACUCGUGGAAGUAAACCAACAACUAGAGGGAAUAGCUUGACUCUUUUUUCUUUUUGGGUCGUCGAAUAGCUUGAGUAAUGACGAGGGAAUAUGUAACCUCUUGGCUCAUAUUCAAGGUAGGCAACACAGAAUUUGAGUUCAGGCUGAGCUAUGCAUCUUUAGGCCCAUACUAUCUUGGCUGAACAGAGUUCAUCUCAAAACCCAUCGAAUUGUUGACCCAAAACACAAAGUCAUAAAGCAGUGAAUGAGUCUUAAUCUUCUCUAAAUAAGGGAUCACAUUAUUAUAAUCAGAUUCCCUUUUAAGCUAACAGAGAAAGAUGUUUAGUUGUCGCACCACUUUUCUCUAAUUGAUAGGAUUAGACCAAACAUCUAUGUAGUCUUAACUAGGUCUUCGAAAAAUUUACAUGAGCAUAAUCGUAAAAAAUUAUCACUAUGUGCACGUGAAUCUGAAUCCUAAUUAGUUGUAAAUUUAUCCAUUGCAAUGAACUAAAUUCUUGACAUAAUUUUCCUUUUACUCGAAAUCCUUUUUGACUAACAUUAUCCCCCCAAUUAUACCAUGUGAGUCAAUUUCAAGGCACACCACAAGGGAUCAUUUAGCCUAACAUGUCUCGAAGCUCUUGUCCCUUUCUGCGUUUUAUCCCGAUAUAACUUCAAUUGGUGGAUAGCCAAAUCCAAUUAGAUUUAUCAAAUAGCAGUAUUUAUUGGGUGGCACGUCCCAUUAACGAUAACUUUAACUUAAAGUGUAACACUGACUAAGAACUACCUCUACGCACAAAAAAAUAAACAAAUCGCUGAAGGUUACCUGGUGGAGACACAAACGUUAAUUCUUAUGUGUACUAACAAGCAUAACACGCCCAAAAACAAAGACGUCACAUGUCAUGUUCAUAUUGAUCCGAUGCAUUCAUUACUCAUAUUGCACUAAAAAAUUUCUCAACCGAAGUACUUACGGCUGUCAAACUAACAUUUGAAUCCUUAAUUGAAUAUUGUUGCCAUUAGUUAAAAUGUCUCUAGGCCAUUUUAACUUUGUCUUUACCUUAAAGAACAGAAAACUUUUUAUUGUUCUAGGUACGCUGCAGGGCCACUAUCAAUAAAGGACGUCAAUUCGAACAUCAACACUAGAGAAUAGAUGGUACCCUAAAGAUAUAUAUAUUAGUACACCAAUCUUACAAUUUUGAUGAUUAAAUUUCCAGAUGGGUGUCUUCUACCAUGAAGAACCACCAAACCAUCCCAAAAGAUGCAAAUGCCUUGUAGCAACAUAUCUUAAGGAAGCAUUUUCACGUUGCCAAAGUUUAGGUGCACGGUUUUCAACUUCAACUUUCGAGGAUGAGUACCCAAUGAGCGAUUUUGACGAGGAACAGGAAGUAAAUUCACCUCACUACUCAAUCUUAAUCAAAUAUAUAGUUUUAGAAUAUUAAGUUUCAUGUUUUUUUAAUGUUAUCAUGAUUAUUACUUUCCUGCUUCCUAAGGUGUUUAUCUCAGCUGUAAUAAGCCGAACCAUGGAAAAACAAAAGCACAAGCCAAGUGUUUUGAGACAUAGCUUUUCCUGGGUAUACUCUCCUGCAACAAAAGAACUUUUUGUGACUGAAGCAAUGGGAGCACAAGAAAAGUUGAAGGGUGAUGAAGAAGUUGAUGAAAGAGAAGAUUUUUUGUCCGUUAAGAGCUGUUUCUCACGCUGUUCGAGUUCUCUAAGUGGAGAAGCAUUUUAUUCUGUGAAGACAAAGCUUUCACGAUGUUCAAGCUUGAACGAAAUUGACAUGUCAAAAUAUUGGAAGCGCUCUGUGAUUGAGGAGUUUUGUCAUUGCGAGGGAUGGCCUUUUGGUCUUUGCCGCAGAGCUGUGUUGCUUCCUCCAUUGCCUAAGUCACCUUCUGAGUCAUGGUUGUCGCGUAAAAUACAACCUAGUAUUAAGAAACCCUGAAUUUGUUCAGCUGUUACUUGUUUUCAUCUUUGUUUUCUCAGGAAAUGCAUUAGUCUAAAGAGUUGAAAGCGU